Messenger RNA from Saccostrea cuccullata (small rock oyster), 1202 nucleotides. RefSeq names its product integrin beta-like protein 1. The coding region runs from base 114 to 1151 and encodes 345 amino acids. The transcript has 2 exons. Lineage: Eukaryota; Metazoa; Mollusca; Bivalvia; Ostreida; Ostreidae. The record is from RefSeq and is a predicted model, not a curated record.
CCUCGGGCUUUCAUGAUGAAGGAUAAUUAUAUCCCUGACUACAUAUAUAAAAUGAGAGAGAGGACAGACAGAAGAUUAAUAGUCUUUAGAAGGAAUCAGAAACAUAAAGCACGAUGAGGGCCGCUUUGACGUCGUUAGUCUCUUUGGCUUUAGUAUCAUUGGUGAUUGGCCAACAAAACACAGCGUGUUCGACAGACUCCGACUGUAAUAAAAUAUGCGGUACAAAUAUGAUUGGACACUGCGAACAAAAUACAUGCCACUGCCACAACAUGAACGAAUGCGUUCAUGCAUCUGAUUGUACAUGCGGUGGUAACCAAAUCGCCACAUGUGACAAUCACCUGUGUCAUUGCCACCACCCACGCCGAGCAGUGAACGAAUGCGUCCAUGCGUCAGACUGCACAUGCGGUGGUAACCAAAUCGCCACAUGUGACAAUCACCAGUGCCACUGCCAUCACCCAAGGCGUGCAGUGAUUGAAUGCCACCAUGCGUCUGACUGCACAUGCGGUGGUAACCAAAUUACUACAUGUGACAAUCACCAGUGCCAUUGUCAUCACCCACGGCGUGCAGUGAACGAAUGCGUCCAUGCUAAUGACUGUACAUGCGGUAAUGGUCAGAUUGCCACAUGUGACAAUCAUCAGUGCCACUGCCAUCACCCAAGGCGUGCAGUGAUUGAAUGCCACCAUGCGUCUGACUGCACAUGCGGUGGUAACCAAAUUGCCACAUGUGACAAUCACCAGUGCCACUGCCAUCACCCAAGGCGUGCAGUGAUUGAAUGCCACCAUGCGUCUGACUGCACAUGCGGUGGUAACCAAAUUGCUACAUGUGACAAUCACCAGUGCCAUUGUCAUCACCCACGGCGUGCAGUGAACGAAUGCGUCCAUGCUAAUGACUGCACAUGCGGUAAUGGUCAGAUUGCCACAUGUGACAAUCAUCAGUGCCAUUGCCAUCACCCAAGGCGUGCAGUGAACGAAUGCGUCCAUGCUAAUGACUGUACAUGCGGUAAUGGUCAGAUUGCCACAUGUGACAAUCACCAAUGCCACUGCCAUCACCCACGUCGCGCCGUGGAGUGCACACAUGCCAAUGAUUGCACUUGUCUACAUCAUCAAAUUCCCACAUGUGACAACCAUGUUUGUAAUUGCCAUCAUCCGUAAUUACGUUUGUGUUUGAUAUUAUAGUUUGUGACUUACUACAGAUUUAAAAUC